AUGGCCUCUCCCUUCACGACCUCAACCCCUGCCCUCACCCAUGGACCCUCCCACACGCCCACCCUCAACCAUGACCCCACUCAUAAUUCCCACGACCACACCCACGCCCACACCCAUGACCCACGCCACCGCCACACCCCCGCCCACGACCCCCUACACGCCCUGGAUGUGAACCACGUCCACGACGCUGUGCACGCACUCUCGCACGCCCACACCUCUAGCCACAUCACUGGGACGUCACACCCACGCCGCCCUCUCCUCGCCGCAUCAGACGGGCGUGGCGGGCACCAUUCGUGGCCCGCCGCCCCUCCACCCGCUCACGCCCACAUCAUCAACCACCCUCCUGCCGCCCACCAGCAUCGACAAGAAGCCGCCCACUGUCGGUAA
This is a messenger RNA of Homarus americanus (American lobster), 387 nucleotides long. Its product is annotated as urease accessory protein UreG-like. Lineage: Eukaryota; Metazoa; Arthropoda; Malacostraca; Decapoda; Nephropidae. Bases 1 to 387 code for a protein of 128 amino acids. The transcript has a single exon. The record is from RefSeq and is a predicted model, not a curated record.